Messenger RNA from Drosophila takahashii, 751 nucleotides. It is a transcript of the gene trk, whose product is annotated as trunk. Gene Ontology annotation, molecular function: signaling receptor binding. The record is from RefSeq and is a predicted model, not a curated record. Lineage: Eukaryota; Metazoa; Arthropoda; Insecta; Diptera; Drosophilidae.
CUAUUAUUUGCUGUAACCCUGUUUUCAACCAGCCAUGUUUUCUCAAAUACCGUUUCCAAAUAUGAGAUCACAAAAGGAACUUAACUGGCUGGCCGUUUUCCUCACACUAUUUGUCGUUGUCGCUGGAUCAGCUCAAGAUGAUGCCGACUACUGCGCAGAGCUCUCCACCCAGUCGUUGGCCAAAAUUCUCGGGCAGGCAUUUAAUCCGCGCUACAUGAGCAUCGAUCCGCCGGGCGAGCCCGAGGAGAAGAGCUACCAAUUGGGCUACAAGCGAUCGUCAUACGAAUUGCCCUUCUACGCGGACAGUGACGCGAUCUCAGUUAGCCACUUUCCCGCCUGGGAGACCAACCACUUUGCGAUGGUGGAAAAGAAGGAACCGUCGAGGAGCAGAAGCCUGCGCACCAGAAGCGCCUUCAUGGACCGAGUGGGACACCCGAGAAUCGAUGGCUUCAAGCAGCGACCCUGGGAAUGCUCCUCCAAGAUCAACUGGAUCGACUUAGGCUUAAAUUACUUUCCACGCUAUAUCCGUUCCAUCGAGUGUAUUGCCAGAAAAUGUUGGUAUGAUCACUUUAAUUGCAAGCCAAAAUCAUUUACAAUAAAAGUUCUGCGCCGGAAAACUGGCUCAUGCAUUCGAAUAAACGAUAAAUUGAUUUUGAUCACCGCUGAGAAAUUUGAGAAUGAUUACACGCAGCUCUGGAUUUGGGAAGAAAUAGCGGUUAACUUUUGCUGUGAAUGUGUUAUGCUAUACUAA